Molecule: messenger RNA, 1253 nt
Organism: Bactrocera latifrons
Lineage: Eukaryota; Metazoa; Arthropoda; Insecta; Diptera; Tephritidae
Gene: Dak1
Product: UMP-CMP kinase
Exons: 1
Coding region: 220-1029 (269 amino acids)
Biological process (GO): CDP biosynthetic process; 'de novo' pyrimidine nucleobase biosynthetic process; UDP biosynthetic process
Cellular component (GO): nucleus; cytoplasm
Molecular function (GO): UMP kinase activity; ATP binding
Source: RefSeq, a predicted model, not a curated record
UUAAGAAAAGUAUACAAUACAAGGUUGAGAAACUGAAAUGACGAAUAUUACUUAAGCACAUUGCCCUUCCGUGCCCUGUCAAUAAUUGUAAAAAAAAAUAAAAUAAGUGGAAAAGCCGCGCAUCUUUCAACAAACAAGAAUUAUACGAAAAAGGAACAGCAGAAAACUAUAUAAUCAAAUCAACCACUUUCAGUACACGUAUACAGUUAAAACAAUUUCAUGCUCAACGCAGCAAUUCGAAGUGGUGGCACAUAUCUGUAUCGUGACCUGUGCAAAUUUAAUUAUCCAACAGCUAUUUCCGUUUGCCAACAAUUCAAUACAACACAAGAGCAGUUUCAGAAAUUAGCGCAGUUUUGUAGCAAAUCAAUACUACGUUCAUUUAACAAUAAAUCAGUUAUACACAAUACCUACGUCAAAACAAAUAAAAUAAUUAUGCCAGAAGAGCAAAAGCCUCAAGUUGUGUUUGUGUUGGGAGGCCCCGGCGCUGGCAAAGGCACACAAUGCUCUAAAAUCGUAGAACGCUUCCAAUUUGUACAUCUCUCUGCCGGCGAUUUAUUGCGCGAAGAACGGGCACGUGAGGGUUCCGAAUAUGGUACAUUAAUAGAGAGCUACAUACGCGAUGGCAAAAUUGUGCCCGUUGAAGUAACAUGUUCACUGCUGGAAAAUGCAAUGCAAAACUCGGGCAAAAAUAAGUUCCUCAUUGACGGUUUUCCACGUAACCAAGAUAACCUUGACGGCUGGACACGUCAGAUGUCGGACAAAGUCGAUUUCCUAUUUGUUUUGUUCUUUAAUUGUCCUGAAGAUAAGUGUGUGGAACGUUGUUUGGCCCGCGGUCAAGCUGGUUCUGGGCGCAGCGAUGAUAACUUGGAGAGUUUAAAGAAGCGUAUACAAACGUACAACAACGAUUCAUUACCAAUUAUCAAGCAUUACGAACAAAUUGGAAAAGUGCAACAAAUCGAUGCUAAUCCAAGUGCUGAUGAAGUAUUCAAGAAUGUGGAAAAGGUAUUUGUCGACGCAGGUUUCCAAUAAAAGGGCUACCUUGAACCGCAACAUCAUUCACGUAGGGUUAAAAUAUUGCGGAAAUUGUUACUAUUGAUUAUUAAAUUGUAUCGAAUUGGAUAUUAGUAAAUACUUAAUUUUACAUGCAGUCAGAUGUACAUGUUUAUAAAAUGUGUGGUGUUUUCAAGUAUAUUUACCCAAGGUCAAGUUCUGUCUACUUGCCAAUAAAGCCUAUAAUUUAAUUUAUUCUACAA